AUGGACAUAUUCCUGGGGAAGACUAUUGAGGGCAACGAGAAAGAGGAGCUUCAAGAACUGCAAGAGCGUUUGAACAGCAAGAUCCGGAUCAUAUCGCCUGCGAUUGAUAUGAUAGAAUUGAUCUCUGCUAGGGGAAAUACAUCUCUGGAAUCUGCUGUCUCCCUCACUAAGUCCCUUCGAUGGGAGAUCCAAGCUCUCGGCCAACGUCUCGCAUCCGCAGCCAAUGCCGAGGAAUUGGUACGAAGAAAAGUCUCCAAAGCUCAAGACAAGGCUCAACACGAACAAGAAUUGAAGCGAAUAGUCCAAGCUAUCCGCAAGCUACUGAGUCGCAUCGAGGAUGCAGUCCCACUCAUCAAUCUUGCCAUCACAGCUUCUGGUGCCAGCCUUUCCUCAAACUUGCCCUCUACCGUCUCUCCGUCCCGCUUACUACAGGCUAGCACCUUUUUGACGGCAGGAGACUCGCAAUACGGUGUAUCGUCUUCCAGCUAUGUUCAGAUCGGUCCUACCUUCACCUUGUCAAUGUACAUGCUCUUCCUAGGUCACCUUCGACCACAAAAUGAAGAAGAGGUGCGAGAGAGUACGUGGAAAGAGGUCAUUCACAAGGCGGAUGUCAGGCUCAUGCGAGUGUCGAUCGACGCACUCUAUGACCUACCUGGAACCAAUCGAACGGCAAAUUCUCCAAAGCAUACCAGUGGGGGCGAUGGGACAUCCGACUUCAAGGAAUCGGAACGCUCGGACUACUUUCCCCCACAAAUGGAUGGUGAGGUUAAAACAGAUGAAUACGCUUAUCAGCUUGUCAUUGUUGAAGACUUGGAUGAUGAUCGCGUCCACACUUUCGAGGAUGGCGAGCCGCAACCCGGCUCGUACGGGGACGUACCUUCGGCUGGUAUACGAGAAGCUGUCCCAAUACACGAGCUGUCCAAAAUCUUUUACGCAGAUACGGGUAAGAUCCUAAACAUCGGAAGUGAAGGCGAAACCAACAGCCCGGUGCUCCUGUUGAAGAGAGAUCCAAAUGCUAUUCCACCAAGAAGGAUGAUGAACCAAGAUAAUAAUGAAGACGGACAAGGCUUCGACGAGGCAGACACCAAUAGCUUUAACCAAUCCCCGGCAACGAACAGUCAUGACAGCAGUAAAGCACUGGUUACUUCACCCCAGUGUGGACUGCAAUCCUCGCCAGCGGCAUCAACACUAUCGCAAGACCAGCAAGUUACCCGCCUUCCAGAUCCCUGGCGUCUUCCAUCUGAUCUCGAUCCCGAAUGGAUAGCAUUCGAAGUCUACACCGAAGCAGAAGACUCCGAUACUGAGUCCGAAGUCGACACAUCCUCUUUGAGACCCGCCCCAUCCUCUCGCGCUCCUUCAUUGGACCCAAAAAUGACGUCUGCUUUAUCUCGCCUCUCAGUGAACACUCCACCCACAUCCUCUCCGUCACCUCAGCCACCAACUCCACAGAUUUGGCAGCAACUCCGGCCUACGCUUCCACCGAUUCGAACCUCGCUUUCUUUAUUGGAGACGCUUCUUCGACUUCUAUCCCUCCAACAAUUCCAGCAAACACCUCAUCUGUCUAUUCCCGAUGAACUUCUUACCUUUUUCCUCAGCGAGUCAGCCUCUACUGGUGCCGCGAGUAAUGACAUACAAGAGCGUAAGCGUCUUCGAGAGGAAGCACGACGACGUGUCGGUUUCGAUCCAUAUGAUGAAAGCCCUAUCAAGCGAAGGGGUGAAGAAUACCAGUACCAUGGCCGUGAAGGAACCCUUCAGUCGGACGGAGAGGGAGAACACGGAAGCGAACGAGGUUAUGAAAGCGAGGCGCGCUUUCAAAGUCCAAGGUAUGAAGAUGAAGGGUACGACACCAGGAAUUGGACGUACCCAUCGCAAGGAGGACGCUCCCCUUCGACGCCAAGAGAGUCAACACCACAAACCCCCCCUCUACUGCUGAAGAACCGAUCGAGAAGUGGCACGCCAGAGAAAUCACCAUCCAUUCCUGGAGGACGCUAUGCUGCGCCUAAGAGGUGGCAUGACGGUCGAGCUGGUCUGCGUCAAGGGAACGCUGAUGCCGCCAGAAGAGGGAGUCCUUUAGCAAGGGCAGGAACAGGAGUCACCGAUGAGGCAUUGGGUACGAGUCCUGCAUCUGGAGAGGAACAGAAAAAGUAA
Molecule: messenger RNA, 2148 nt
Organism: Letharia lupina
Lineage: Eukaryota; Fungi; Ascomycota; Lecanoromycetes; Lecanorales; Parmeliaceae
Exons: 4
Coding region: 1-2148 (715 amino acids)
Cellular component (GO): cytoplasm; nucleus
Molecular function (GO): GTPase regulator activity
Source: RefSeq, a predicted model, not a curated record